AUGGGUUGUGGAAAAUCAAAACUUGAUGUUGUUACGGGAAACACCAGAACGUUCAGAAAACCCUUAGAAGCUGAAUCAGUGAAUGGUAAAGAACAUGAGAAAACUAAAAAACAAGAAAGCUGCCAAUGCCAGAAAACCGUUGCUGUUUCUGCAGACCGGCCAGAUACCACCUUAGAAAACAAUACCAAGAAACCAAAGGAAAAAGAAACUGAAGUAGAUUGUGAUGAAAAGUCAGAAGAAAAGGAAGCUGUGGACGAUGAACACAAAGUAGAGGAAAAGGAAACCUCCGUUCUGCCGCCGGUAAUGGCAAUAGUGCCAGAAAAUAUUGGGACGGAGGAAACAUCGAACGACGUAAAUAAGAGCGUUUUGAUUGUGGAUGAACAAAAUGAUGAAGGUGAUAUUGAGACGGUGGUUGAAGAGGAAAAAAGUAAUGACGAUAAGAUUUCGGGUGAUGACGAUACUGAAAUUUCACCUCCUGAGACUGAAGAACUAAAACCAGAUGUACAGACUUCGGCAACAACAGAAUCAGAAGUUCAAGAUACUUUAACUUCAGAGAAUGUAGAGACUAUGGCCAUAGAAAACAUAGUAACUGCGUCCAAAGAAAACAAUGAAGUUCCAGUUUUAAAGGACGAAGAUAAAGUUGAUCAUGUAGAGGAAAAUCUGGCUAAGGAAGCUGAGUCGGCAUGA
Molecule: messenger RNA, 687 nt
Organism: Eruca vesicaria subsp. sativa (arugula)
Lineage: Eukaryota; Viridiplantae; Streptophyta; Magnoliopsida; Brassicales; Brassicaceae
Source: the annotation of a GenBank genome assembly